UACAUACUUGAUAUUUAAAAUGUAUACUACAUACUUUCAUUUGGCAGUGUUAAUAUAAGAUUCGGACUACUAACCAUUUACGCCUUUUUCAAAUUCUCUUUAAACAUGUCAGAAUUGAAAAAAGAUGAUGAUUUCAAGCCAAAGUAUAUUCCCAAUGCAACAACAAUAACGAAUGAAAAUUUGGAUAUGUUCCCUAAUGUCAAGUAUUUUUUCGAAAUGCUUGUCAAAGAUACCAAAAUAGAAAGUAAACAUGUUGGCAGAUCAUUUCAAUAUGAUGAAAGUGUUGAGAAAAAUCGUUAUUUUUCAGCCCAUGGACUAUUUAUGGACUAUUUUAUACGAAAACAUUUGUCCAAUCAGUAUAAUAUUAAAAUAAUGGAUGUGCGUACUGAAUACAUUCUGGAAAAUUCUGAUAAUUUCAUUGUUGGAACAAAUGAAACAUUGCGGAAUGCAAUUGAGGAACAUUACGAAAUAUUUAAAGAUUCAAACACCAAGGCCAUGGACAUAAUAAAAAGUAUUAAAACUGUAUCACUAUCACAUCUAAUAUUUUUUGGAUACAAUAUACCGAAAAGUGAUUAUAUUGUAAAUGAGAAUAAUUUGCGAGAAAUUAUUCGUUAUUUGGAACGACUUCCCUAUAAGUCGGUCCACUUAAAUCCCGGACUAUACUGUGAAUAUUUUAAUGCAGAUGCCGAUUUAAUAUUUGACAAUGAUGUUAUAUACGAAAUAAAGACCUCUAAAUUUAAAUCCCUUACACGCGGUGAGUUCAUCAUACCGUUAAGUAAGUUUUAUCAAACGAUUAUCUAUGGAUUUGGUUUCUACAAGAUAACGGGCAUAAAAGUAAAGAGAUUUAAAAUCUACAACCCCUUAUUGGGUGAUGAGUUCUCAAUUGAGUUGGAUAAUAUCGAUUUCGAGUUAUUCGAAAAAGUUCUUAAACGAGAUGUUGCAGUUUACAGUCGUUACAAGGAUCUUGUAAUUAAUGAAAUGAUUUUAGAUUUUUCAUUAUUUAAUGAGAAUAAAAAUGAAGAGGAGAAAUAAAUAAUAAUAUUGUUAUACAUUUAA
Molecule: messenger RNA, 1056 nt
Organism: Lucilia sericata (common green bottle fly)
Lineage: Eukaryota; Metazoa; Arthropoda; Insecta; Diptera; Calliphoridae
Exons: 2
Coding region: 106-1032 (308 amino acids)
Source: RefSeq, a predicted model, not a curated record